UUGAAGCUCCAGGCGGAAGCGGCUUCUCUGGCUGUUGCCACGUCGGGAUUGCGAGAGAACCCUCUAAUUUCUCUCAAUUUAAUCUCGAAAAAUAUAAUUUGGAGGGUGUGCGGACAGUGUGCAGUCAUGGUUUCUGUUAUCAACACAGUGGACACGUCACAUGAGGACAUGAUCCAUGACGCUCAAAUGGACUACUACGGCACUCGACUGGCCACCUGCUCCUCUGACCGAACCCUCAAGAUCUUUGAUGUCAGGAAUGGGGGCCAGAUACUCGUAGCUGACCUCCGGGGUCACGAGGGUCCUGUGUGGCAGGUGGCAUGGGCACACCCCAUGUUUGGCAACAUACUGGCUUCUUGUUCCUAUGAUCGCAAAGUCAUCGUCUGGAAGGAGGAGAACGGCGCCUGGGACAAGAUGUAUGAAUACAUGGGACAUGAGUCGUCAGUCAACUCAGUCUGCUGGGGUCCGUAUGAAUUUGGUCUGAUUCUGGCGUGUGGCAGCUCCGACGGCGCCAUUUCCCUCCUGACAUUCACGGGAGACCAGCAGUGGGACAUCAAGAAGAUCAACAAUGCACACACGAUUGGCUGUAACGCGGUAAGCUGGGCCCCUGCCGUGGUCCCAGGCAGCCUGAUUGAGCAGCCAUCAGGACAGAAACCAAAUUACGUCAAACGGUUUGUGUCCGGAGGCUGCGACAACCUGGUCAAACUCUGGAAAGAAGAGGAUGGCCAGUGGAAGGAGGACCAGAAGCUGGAGGCUCACAGUGAUUGGGUGAGAGACGUUGGCUGGGCUCCUUCUAUUGGUCUGCCCACCAGCACCAUCGCCAGCUGCUCCCAGGACGGACGUGUGUUCAUAUGGACGUGUGAUGACCCAGCUGGCAACACAUGGACGGCCAAACUGCUGCACAAGUUCAACGACGUUGUCUGGCAUGUCAGCUGGUCCAUUACGGGAAACAUCCUGGCUGUGUCCGGAGGAGACAACAAGGUGACCCUGUGGAAGGAGUCGAUGGAUGGCCAGUGGGCGUGUAUCAGUGAUGUCAGCAAAGGCCAGGGAGCAGUCUCCACCAUCACAGACACGCAGCAGAUUGAGCAGUGACACACACAGAUGCAUGAAGUUCUCAAGAGGACUCAAAUGAUUGUUUGGAUUUUUGCAUAAAUACAAAUAUCAUGAAUUACUAUUUUAAAUCAGAUAAACUGUUUGCCCUCCUGUCCCUCCCAGAUAUCCCAUCAUGCUCUUGUGCCCAAACAUUCCUCCUCCUACAGCGGAGACCAUGUAAAGUUUAGAUCGCAUGAUCUAUUAUUGGCUCAUUACACCUCUUGACUUUUGAACAAAGCUUUUGUUUCAGGUGCGAGCAUUUUUCAGGAACCACAAAUGUUUCAUACUUGUAUGUAAUUAAAAAAAAAAAGAAUA
This is a messenger RNA of Dunckerocampus dactyliophorus (ringed pipefish), 1404 nucleotides long. It is a transcript of the gene sec13, whose product is annotated as SEC13 homolog, nuclear pore and COPII coat complex component. Bases 127 to 1089 code for a protein of 320 amino acids. The record is from RefSeq and is a predicted model, not a curated record. Gene Ontology annotation, cellular component: nuclear pore outer ring; COPII vesicle coat. The transcript is spliced from 9 exons. Gene Ontology annotation, biological process: COPII-coated vesicle budding; positive regulation of TOR signaling; protein import into nucleus. Gene Ontology annotation, molecular function: protein binding; structural molecule activity. Lineage: Eukaryota; Metazoa; Chordata; Actinopteri; Syngnathiformes; Syngnathidae.